Molecule: messenger RNA, 3048 nt
Organism: Ctenopharyngodon idella (grass carp)
Lineage: Eukaryota; Metazoa; Chordata; Actinopteri; Cypriniformes; Xenocyprididae
Gene: myd88
Product: MYD88 innate immune signal transduction adaptor
Exons: 5
Coding region: 254-1108 (284 amino acids)
Biological process (GO): MyD88-dependent toll-like receptor signaling pathway; positive regulation of canonical NF-kappaB signal transduction
Molecular function (GO): TIR domain binding
Source: RefSeq, a predicted model, not a curated record
CGUCAUUACUCUGAUGUUCUUUUUUGCGAACAUUUCCUCAUUCUUCACUCGACUUUAAACAACAUAUGUAGUUGUUCAGUGUUCUGUACUGCGUAGCAUACUGCUGUUCCUAAGUUUUGAUUUCCUUCGGUUUAUCGGUAGCUUCAGGAAAUGACACUUUAAGAUAUUUAACUUUUUUAAUCACGUUCUCUUCUCUAGUUAAACGAGGAGAUUAACAACGUCAGUGGAUAACAGUGAGAUUUUGCCCAUAAAUAUGGCAUCAAAGUCGAGUAUAGACCAUGAGGUGAUUCCAGUGACAGCUUUAAACUGCAAUUUCCGAAAGAAACUGGGCCUGUAUUUAAAUCCACAAAACACAGUGGCAGCAGACUGGAGGACUGUCGCCGAAAUGAUGGACUUUACCUACCUGGAGAUCAAAAAUUUCGAGAAAAGAGACUAUCCCUUUGAAAAGGUUUUAACGGAGUGGGAAACUCGUCCAGAGGCCACAGUAGCAAAUUUACUGUCGAUUUUAGAAAAAGCCGAAAGGAAAGAUGUUAUAUCAGACCUCAAGGAGAUUAUAGAUGAUGACUGCAGGAAGUAUUUAGAAAGACAACUGAGGAAGCCCGUCCAGGUUCCAGUGGUGGACAGCUGCGGGCCCCGCACACAGGAGCGAGAAGGCAUCACGCUGUUUGAUGAUCCACAAGGACUAAUACCGGAGACCUUUGAUGCCUUCAUCUGCUAUUGUCAGAAUGACUUCCAGUUUGUCCAUGAGAUGAUCAAACAGUUGGAACAGACUGAAUACAACCUGAAGCUGUGUGUCUUCGACCGAGACGUCCUUCCAGGCACGUGUGUGUGGACCAUCGCCAGUGAGCUCAUAGAAAAAAGGUGUAAGAGGAUGGUGGUGGUCAUUUCCGAUGACUAUCUGGACAGUGAUGCCUGUGACUUUCAGACUAAGUUUGCACUCAGCCUUUGCCCAGGAGCUCGCACUAAACGCCUAAUCCCUGUUGUCUACAAAACCAUGAAGAAGCCUUUUCCCAGCAUCCUCCGUUUUCUGACCAUCUGUGAUUAUACCAGACCCUGCACACAAGCGUGGUUCUGGACCCGGCUGGCCAAGGCGCUCGCACUCCCCUGAACAUUUCUAUGGACACCAAUAACGGUUUACUGUACAUUCAUCACUGGGUAAAGCACACUAUUCCCUAUGGAGGGUGAAUGGAAAAUACCGUCUGUGAUUUCUGCUCGCUUGGAGAGUUUCUCAGACUCAGUAGUGAGUCCAGCUUAUGAUGAACAUUUCAAGAAAUGUUCUUUUACAUCUGCCCCAAUCAAAAGGUUGCUCAGCUUUCCAAAGCAAAUCCCAAAAAUGGUUCCUCAUUUAGUCUCUUUUUCUUGUCUUGUUUGCAAUGUGCAGAAGUGUUUCUUUUGUAUUUUGUUCUUUAUGGCAAGUAUUUUGGCAGGUGAAAUCUAUUUAAUGAUUUGCUAUCAUUAAACUUUCUUGCAGUGAUGGUACAUAAAGGUUCCAAAAUGGCGUUUUCACAGCGAUGCCAUAGAAGAACCAUUUUGGGUUCCUCAAAGAACCUUUCAGUGAACAGUUCUUAAAAGAAAGAUUUUUUUUUUUUUUCAUAGUUUGAAGAACAUUUUAAUAAUCUAAUGAAUCUUUUCUGGAGUGGAUGUUAAAGGUUUUUCAUGGAACCAUCAAUAUCAUUUAAGAACCUUUAUUUUUAAAAGUGAGUUUAGUACUAUGGGUACAUAAGAACACAUUUUGGCUCUGAUGUUUUAAUGUACUUUUAAUCUGUCUUUCAUACUGGCAGUGCCUUGUGUGUCAUAAAAUAUUAAUGUGAAAUAUAUUUGUGGAUAUUACAUUUGUUUUUCUAUUUGCCAUGAAUGUUAUUACUCUGCAUUUCUUGGUAAGAUAAAUACAGAUUCACUAUAACAAUCUUUAUCUCGGUUACGCAGUUAUAGUUGGUUAACCUUGUUUUUACGUCUUGAAUACCUCAGUCUUCCUGUGACGACACAUCUGCACAGAAAAGAUGAUGGCUUUUGAUCUGUUAGAUCAGACCUUGUUAGUAUUGUUUCAAUUCUUUUUCUAUGUUUUAACAAUUUAUGUAACUGGCUUUGUAUUUAUUUGUAUUGUUGCUUGUGUGGCAUAACUUACAAGCUAUACAGGUCUUUUUAAUCGUUUUUUAUAUGAAAACAACACAACUUUUAUCUCCUGUGCUCACAGUUUAGACAAACAGUACAUUUGACAGCAGUACAUACAGAUACAUAUAUUUGGCUGGUAUGCAUAUUAUUUGCUUUAAUAGCAAAAAGCUUGUAUUUCAUACAGUUGGUCAUUCAUGUGUAUACAGAUGCAAGUGCGUAUUUAGAUCAGUUUGCCACAUUUACCGCACUUCCUGUUAGUGGAAACUGUUUCUACUGAAGCAGCGAGAAAUGCAUUCUUGUGAGGCUGAUUAGAAAACCAACAGAAGUAACCUCUGCACUAGAGCAAACUUUGCUGAUUUUAUGAUAGAAACUUUUUGAAAUGUGUAGCGUGGGUGGGAGUGGACGCACGGGCAUGACUCUCCACUGUUUUCUAAGGUUACGAUACAUUAUUACGAGAUUAAAUUAAUAUUAUUUUUAAUUUUAUUUUUUCACGUCUAACGUGGAAUUCAUUAAAAUAUUCUUGGAAAUGUUGUUGUAAUCGAGCCUCAUUUUAUAGGAGUUUCCUGUCCUCAAUUUCACUUUCCAUUCUUUGUAAUAUCCCUUUGCUUAAUCCCUUUGCUUCCUCCAGGAAGUGAUAAGAAUUAGCUUAGGUUUGAUGAAUUCUGUGAUGUUUUGUUCAAUUAGUUGGUUUGUCUCACUUUAACAUUCCGUCCAAUAUUCUAAAAUGAAUUUACAGAAAUUAUUAUUAACUAAAUCUUGGUUGUUUUGGUUUGAAAUAAAUCUGAAUUAUCUUCAGGUUGACACCCUCAAGCUUCUCUCAGCGAUGACUAACUUUAGCGCUGUAUUUUCAUCCUGUUAGGCAUUCUGUUAAUUUCCUUAUCACUAUUAUUAAUCAAGCUAUAAAUAAUAAUAAAAAAAGAUUAUAUUCUUAACUUA